This is a messenger RNA of Funneliformis mosseae, 339 nucleotides long. NCBI's taxonomy places the organism in Eukaryota, Fungi, Glomeromycota, Glomeromycetes, Glomerales, Glomeraceae. The record is from the annotation of a GenBank genome assembly.
AUGUCUAUUUUUGAUUUAAAAGACGAUAAUCUAAUCAAGGAAUUUAUGCAAGGUGAAGGGAGAACUCUUAGGAAACCGUACGUGGAAUUGAGUCACCGUAUUCCUAAAUUCUCAUCAAAACAAAUUUGUCAUAGAUGGAAUAUAAACUUAACCCUCGCAGUAAUUACGAAUGGUCCUUUCACGCAGGAAGAAAAGGAUUUCAUCUAUCAAUGGGUGAACAAAAAUACCAAAGCAUCCGACAAAAUUAAAUGGUCCCAUUGCCAAACGGCAAUGGAAAAGAAAUUUAAUAAAUUCCGUGCUAUCAAUAGGAUCCAAGGAAUGUUGGCUCACUCAUCGUAA